This is a messenger RNA of Amphibalanus amphitrite, 2469 nucleotides long. Its product is annotated as cAMP-dependent protein kinase catalytic subunit 1-like. The transcript has 12 exons. Gene Ontology annotation, biological process: peptidyl-serine phosphorylation. Gene Ontology annotation, molecular function: ATP binding; cAMP-dependent protein kinase activity. Gene Ontology annotation, cellular component: cAMP-dependent protein kinase complex; nucleus. Lineage: Eukaryota; Metazoa; Arthropoda; Thecostraca; Balanomorpha; Balanidae. The coding region runs from base 321 to 1556 and encodes 411 amino acids. The record is from RefSeq and is a predicted model, not a curated record.
GUGCUCGAGCUGACCCGGCGCGCGGGCCGGCGCCCGGCCCGAGCCACUCUCUGGGUAUCUGGGGCCGCUGGCGGCCGGCGCCCGUCAGUGUGUGUGUGUGUGCGCGCCGUGUGUGUCGGCGGGUCGCGCCUGACGCGGCAGUGUCGCACGGGCAGUCAGUGGCCGUGGGUCGCCGAGGAGGAGUGGUGGAUGUGAGGUGUCGAGAGGACGGCGGUGUGAGGACUGAUUGGGGAGGAAUAGCGGACAGGUGCCGCUGAGACUGCGGUCGGUGUGGGAUUUGUAGAGGCUGGUCCAGCGCACAGGUUGCGCUAUCGUCAAUCAUGAGUUUCCUAUUCGGCAAGAAGAAAAAGAAGGAUGCCACCGACUCCAAAGACAAAGAUGGCAAAUCUCCGCCGCCGAAGACUCUGAACGGUGAUGUGGUGGCCGAGUCCACGUCGCCGACCAGCCCGACGGGCUCGGAGCGCGGCCAGCGUCCUACCAAGGCGGCUGAGCAGACGGCGGAGGAGGCCGGCACCAGCGGACUGGGAGCCGCGGCAGCCUUCGACUUCAAGGAGUUUCUGGAGAAGGCGAAGGAGGACUUUGAGGAGAAAUGGAAGAAUCCAUCAAAGAACACGGCGUCACUGGAAGACUUCGACCUGCUGAAGACUCUUGGAACGGGCUCGUUCGGCCGUGUGAUGCUGGUCCAGCACAAGGGCACCAAAGACUACUUCGCCAUGAAAAUCCUAGACAAACAGAAGGUGGUACGGUUGAAACAAGUGGAGCACACUCUCAACGAGAAGCGGAUUCUGCAGGCCAUCAACUUCCCGUUCCUGGUCAGCUUGCAGUACCACUUUAAGGACAACUCAAAUUUAUACAUGGUGUUAGAAUAUGUGCCCGGUGGUGAGAUGUUCUCUCACCUGCGAAAAAGCGGCCGGUUUAGUGAGCCGCACUCCCGGUUCUACGCGGCCCAGAUCGUGCUGUCGUUCGAGUACCUGCACUACCUGGACCUCAUCUAUCGGGACCUGAAGCCCGAGAACCUGCUCAUAGACAGCCAGGGAUACAUCAAGGUCACUGACUUCGGGUUCGCCAAGCGGGUCAAGGGCAGGACCUGGACGCUGUGCGGCACCCCCGAGUACCUGGCGCCGGAGAUCAUCCUCAGCAAGGGCUACAACAAGGCGGUGGACUGGUGGGCGAUGGGCGUCCUCAUCUACGAGAUGGCCGCCGGCUACCCGCCCUUCUUUGCCGACCAGCCUAUCCAGAUCUACGAGCGGAUCGUCUCCGGAAAGGUGCGCUACCCGUCCCACUUCAGCUCGGACCUGAAGGACCUGCUGCGCAACCUGCUGCAGGUCGACCUCACCAAGCGCUACGGCAACCUCAAGAACGGUGUCAACGACAUCAAGGGACACAAGUGGUUCCACUCCACCGACUGGAUCGCCAUCUACCAAAAGAAGAUCGAGGCGCCGUUCAUCCCCAAGUGCAAGGGCGGUGGCGACACGUCCAACUUCGACGACUACGAGGAGGAGAGGUUACACGUGUCGUCCACGGAGAAAUGUGCCAAGGAGUUUGCCGACUUCUAGCGGCGCUGCGCGGCCCCGCCAGCCGGCCCUAGUCACGGUGACGUCGCCGCCGCCGCCGCCGCCACCCGCCAUCACCUCCCGCUCACACAGGGCGGCUAUGCUAUUUUCUGUAUAAUUGCUGGGUUUUAUAUCGGUGGUCGAGCGCGCAUACGUGUGCGUGCCAGUGAGCGCGACAGUCGGAGCGCAGUGCCGCCCGGCGCUGAGGGACGUCUCGGGGGCGCCUCGCCCGGCGUGCGAGCGCGUGCGCCAGUGGUGCGAGUGAUAGUGGAGGCAGCAGCGACGGCCCACAGCCACCGCAACGUUGUACAAACCCAGCAGCUGCGCUCGGCGCCGCUCGGCCGCCGGCUCUCUCCAUGUGAUACGGACGGACGGGCCGCGCGGACCGCCCGCCGGCCGCGCGCGCCCCGCUGCGGCGCUGGACAGUGGACGGACGUUAGGGAUCCUCGUGAUCAGAGCGGCGCGCGGGGACAACAGCAUGUGACGAACCCUCCGCCACCAGCACGAGAUGGCGGAGCGGGUCCCGUGAGACCCGUGGAUGCCUUGCAUAUUAGCGCGACGACCUCAGCGCCGGCCGAGUCUGGUGGCCGGGGCCGAGUGAGGCGCGCGGACCGAGAGUGAGUGCGAGAGGAGUGAGUGGGCGCUGAGCCCGGGGCGGGCUCUGAGGGACGGCCCGCUGCGGCCGCCGCCGCCGCCAGCCGUGUCUCGAUGGCUGUGUUCUCGUGGGCACGCGGCGCCGCCGCCCGCACCGCUCCGCCGCGACCGCCCUCCCGCCCGCCGUGAACAAUAUGGACAGUGUGUGGAGAAUUAUCUGUUCGUCAGUGUUAAUUGUUUGUAGUUACAGCUGCUGCGUUCAUAUUUUGUGAUUUGUAGUUGGAGAUUUUCAUUAAUACAUUCAAGUAUAUUGAGAAUCCAA